This is a messenger RNA of Letharia columbiana, 1527 nucleotides long. RefSeq lists its product as uncharacterized. The transcript has a single exon. The record is from RefSeq and is a predicted model, not a curated record. Bases 1 to 1527 code for a protein of 508 amino acids. NCBI's taxonomy places the organism in Eukaryota, Fungi, Ascomycota, Lecanoromycetes, Lecanorales, Parmeliaceae.
AUGUCUGACUUCAAGAACCGGUCCGUCUCUGACAUGCAGCACCCCAACACUUCAUCUCACAAGCGAGAUGACGACGAGACGUAUCGUAUGACCGUCCUUCGAUUCGACAAGACCGAGGACGAGGUGGACCAGCACUUCCUACAAAUGGCACUUGAUCUGGGCAUCAACAUUCCACAAGAACCCAAGACGACCAUCGACCUCAUCACUAGCAAUGUCGCUACUCUUAAUAUCAAUUCUGACUCCCCAGAACCACACCAGCUGUCCCCCUCCCGAGCCUCCGAAUCCACACAUACAGCAUCCGAAAGUUCCAUCGAACAGAUGGAGCAUACAAAGACACCCUCACUUACCGCCACAUCCGUUACCACUGCUUCCAUUAGCUCGGCAGCAUCCAACAAGUCCAACUACGUCAAGGUCAGGAACGGCUUUCGUCGGAUAUCAAGACUACACAGGCGGAAGACAAUGGCGGUACCCGUCCCAGCAAUACCACUUCGCACCUCGUCUAUGUUUCACAUCUUAAGACCUGGCUUGGAGCCUCGUGCAAUAACGGCGGACCAAAUCGCUACAAUCUACAAUCCCCAGCCUCACGCGAUAACGACAGACCAAAUACGGACCCUUUCAAUACCCCGCAAACGGGUCAUGUCUACCACAUAUAAUGCACCGCCUCCGCUACCACCGCCUGCACCCUUGUCGCCGCCUCUCCGUUCUCCAGGGGAAGAAACAAUAGAGACUCUCUAUGCCCGUCGCCGUAGCAUAUCGAAUCCCACCCUCAAGAAGCUCCGGACAACUCAACUACAAGAACAACUCCGCUUCAUCAGCUUCGAGGCCUCGCAACACCGCCUCAUGCGCACCAAGCAGCUACAACACAAACGGGAUUCCCUCUCCCGGUAUCAAGACCAGGAAAGGGAUACCCACGCCCACCACACCGAGGCUCUUUCCUCCCUCGAAACUCGACAUUUGACCGCGGAAGUCGACCUCCAAAGGACCCUGCAAUUGGAACGUCAAGCUUGCGAUACCCGUUUGAAACACAUGCAGGCGUACUGCAAUCCACGCUCAACGGUAGCAGGGAUGCCCUCGCGAGUGGUUACGAAAUCCGACUAUCGUCAGCUAGAACAACAAUAUCACAUACGCAACGGCAUGGAUAACCUUCACGCUUCCCGCAUUAACGUCUUACGAGAAAGGCAAGGGAAGCAACAAGAGCGUAUAAUGGCAAAGCAAGAGGCCGAGCUCGAAACUCUCGAGUCGAACUUUGAGCAGCAGAAUGAAGAAUUGGAUACGAAGUUUCGAGAGGAGGAAAUGCAGCUGCAGCAAGAGUUUGCCGAGCGCAAGAAAAGACUUGUCAGACGAUGGGCACUGGCUGAGGCAAUCGAGAGGCGGAAAUUGGAGAAAGCAACUGGCGAGACCUUUGAGCCUUUGCCUCCUAUCUUCUGGUCCGGCGAUGAGGAUGGCAGGGGCAAAGAGAAAGAAAGAGCAAGGGAGGUACCGGGGAAAGAGGACAAUCCGACGUACGACGCUAUGAAUAUGAUCUGA